AUGCACGGGUUCGUGGACCCGUCCGUGGGGCUGAUCGACGCCGGCGUCCUCCCGCACGAGCUGCCAUCCGCGUCCGUCGCGGGGCUCAGCUCGGCGGAGGUGUCGCAGCACAUCAGCAGCUCGUCCGAGGUGUUCCGGACCCACUCCCUGAGGGAGCUCCAGAGGGUCAGAACCCGCGACAUCAUCACCGUCGAGUCGUCGUGCGGCGGGCCCGCCAGCCUGUACCACGUCGUGAACGACCAGAUCCCGCCAGAGCUCCAGGACCUCCUGAGGCGGCCCCUCACGGCGCACGAGCGCGAGCAGCUGUCGCGCCGGGUGGAUGCCAUCAGCGCCGAGGUGGUGCCGAUCCCGCACCGGCCCAAGGCCCUGUGGAUCUUCGGGCCGCCCGCGGUGGGCAAGUCGAGCAUGGCCGACGAGCUCUCGAUCGACCUGUUCGGGAGGCCCAACAACGCGGUCCUGGUCGACGGCGACGAGGUGCGUCUGGUGCACGAGGGCUUCCAGAAGGUCGCCGAGCACGGCUUCCGGAGCAACGUGGUGCACGCGGACGCGUGGGAGAUCUUCAAGGAGACAAAGAUCGUGCAGGAGGCGAAGAAGGACGUGUUCAGGGCCGCCAUUCAGAAGCGUCAGAACUUGAAGCUGCCGGACGCGUCCACGAAUACAAAGCGCGUAUCGGCAAUGAUCUCCGAGUUGGAGAGGGCCGACUACGAAUUGUACGCGAUUUGCAUGUGGGCCCCUGAAGCAGAGACUCAGAUCCGAGGGCGUUUCCGUUCGGUGAAGGCGGGCAAGUUGUUCUCGACGAGGAACUAUUUACAAGCCUGUAUGGGUGCGCUUGAGAUGGGUUGUCUUUGGGAACGCAAGAUAGCAGAGGGCUGCAGAUGCUUCAAGGCUGUGGCGUUCUAUGACAAUACCAUUCGACCCAGCCACCCUGUCCACCUGGCCCAGUUUGAGCAGCUGGUCAAGAUGGCCGACUCGGAGGCGCGGGAGCACGCGGAGCGGUGCCGGGCCACCCGCGACGCGCACCAGCGCGCCGACGUGGCCGCCAGCGAGGCGCGGGCGCGUGGCAGUGCGCCGAGGGCGGUGGCGAAGCUGUGGCUGCAGGAAGCUUCCCGCCCGGCAAAUGUCGGCACCGAGUCCACAUCCUCGCAGGCGCUUACCCGCUCUUGGAGCAUGUCCGAAUCGCUCCGGGGCUGGACGUCGGCGGACGCCCGGGCGCCGUCCAGCAGCGCGGCGGCGCCGACGACGGGCCCGUCGUGCGCGGAGGACCUCAGCAGCCUCUUCCUGGCGGAGCGGCGGCUGGGGCAGGCGCAGGGCGUGCUGCUGGGGAUCGCCCUGCGCGCUCGGCGCUGCGGGGUGGGUCGGGCUGGGCGGAGCAAGAUCAGCACCAGUCCGUGCACUGGCCUGGACUGGAGCGGUGCUUCCGAGGUUCUGCGUGGUGCAGGCCUCAGUAAGGUUGACAUGCGGGUGGCGAUAGCGGCAGGUCCAAACUUCGGCGCGCAGAGGGCGAAGGGGGCAGGCCAGGUGCGCUGCAGGCCUCGGAAGAGGUCAGCGAGCACUCGCGCCGCAUGCAGGCUGAGGCUGCAGAGGUGCAGCGCCACGGCGCUCACCCACUCCGGCGCCAGCAGGGCCACGAAUGAGGACAGCGGCGGCGGCCACGGCAAGUCCAUGGACGAGAUCGUGAAGGAGCAGACGGGCGAGCUGCUCGGCAAGAUGCCCCCCGACUUCGUCGAGGAGAUCUUCCGCGCGCAGAUCAGGAAGCUGAAGGGCCCCGGCGGGCCAGUCUGCCAGGACAAGGGCUUCGACGCGCCGCUCAACAUCUUCCUCUUCCAGGAGCUGCAGCGGCUGCAGAACAUCAUCAAGAUCGUCCGUACGAACCUCAAGAGCAUCGCCAUGGCCAUCGACGGCACCGUUGUCAUGACGACCGACCUGCUGGAGGACCUGAGCUCCAUCUUCGACGCCCGCGUCCCGCGCCGCUGGAGAGCCGCCCGCUCGCGCCUCGCGCGCAUGGCCAUGGGGCGCCGCGGCAGGGGCACAGGGCAGCGCCGCGCCAGGGAGGUCACGCCCAGCGCGGCAGGCAGGCGCGCGUCGCUCUCCGCUACCAUGUGCGAGCGGACCUUGCGCACGGUCAUGCCUGCCGACUUCGUCUGCUUCCACGAGUGGUACCGGAGGUGCCGUCUGGCAUCCUUCACCUCGAGUGCUUUCGCCGUCAGCUUCGCGCGUGCACCCGUGUCUUUGGAGUCGCUGCGCACGUCCAGCGGGGCCGAGGAGUGGCUCGUCGGCCUGUAG
Molecule: messenger RNA, 2283 nt
Organism: Prorocentrum cordatum
Lineage: Eukaryota; Dinophyceae; Prorocentrales; Prorocentraceae
Source: the annotation of a GenBank genome assembly